AUGCACUGCCUGGUCCACAGUGUCAGGCUACAUCCAGAAAACCUUCCACAACAUGCAGUAAAUCCCUCGACAACACAGGAAUACAAUGUUUUAUUUUGUGUUUUGCCUUUUGUUCAAGGUUUUUCUUUUCCCACAGGAGCACAGAGGCAGCGUGAGACCUUUCGUCAACUUCAACGCCAAACAUGACGCUGAAGUCCUCCACAAAGCCAUGAAAGGAAUUGGUCAGUGCUGUUUCUAACACACACACAUACACAUAACAUGCUGUCAUUGUUAUGUACUGUUAUGACUGUAGAAAAGCUGAGUAAACCCCCCAAAAACAAAAAUCUAUACACUCUGGAAUAUUUUUCUCACUUCACAAAAAGGUUUGCUUGAAAGUAUUUAGACUGUAAAUGAAAAAGAAAACAGUUCAUUUAACAUUUUGGCAAGGGUGGGUUUAUUUGCCCACACGUCACAGUUGCAUUCAGUUUGUAUCAUUAGUAGAAAUAAAUACAAAAGACUGCUUCGAAAAAAGUACAAUCAACAAUGUUUUAUCAUGCAGUUUAUUGCUUGUUUUGCUUCUCUCUAAAACCAACAGUGACACAGCUGUCAGGGAAGUUUUUUUCUGUUUGUUGCUCUUGACGACGAGUUCAAUCCACUGGUGCACGGAGUAUAACUUAACUUUCCAAGUGUUUUUAGUCUAAUUAAAAAAGAAUGAGUUUCACCCACUUCAGGACUUAAACUUUAUGAAAAUAUUCUCUAGACAUGUCACAGCUAUACAGUAAGUAAGUAAUGAGCUCUACGGUAAUGAGCACUUACAGUUCUAGCAUAUACACAGAGGCAGUCAAAAGCCCUCUUAGGACAGUAAUUUCAAGGAAGGGUCUUUGCACCCCAGUCGGACCUGGAGGCAGAGGUAAUUCCACCGCUGAUCCACCAUUUAGGGUGGCAAUGGAGGCAUAACAGGGGCAGUAUGAUAUCGCGCAUCAGAGUCUGCAGCAAGGAACCAGCUAACUGUUUGUAAAUGUGGAGCUUCGGUAAUUUGUUUACAUGCUACAUAUAACACUAUUAUGAAUUCAAUUUAUGUGUACAGUAAAUGUGAGAUGCUGCUGCUGAAUUACUGUAAGCAAGGAGCGAGUGACCUCGGUUACCUCGGAAGUCAGAAGUCUGAGGUGAAAAUGACGUUAUACCCGAGUUACCAGCGUUUCAGUUACCAAGUUGAGAAAAUCAGGGGCAGAAACAACGUAGCUACUUCUAUGAAAGUUAUUUAAGCACUUACCUUAUAUUCGGACAAGGCGAGCGCUAAAAUAAUUUUCGUAGAUGUGGCCAUCUUGUUUCAGGCCUUUGAUUUUGCUGUUUUCGGAAAAAGCUAAAUUGGAGGCCUGAGACAAGAUGGCUACACCUACGAAAGUUAUUUUAGCGCUUACCUUGUAUUCAGACAAGGCAAGCACUAAAAUAACUUUCGUAUAAGUAGCCAUCUUGUUUCUGCCACCGAUUUUGCUUUUUUCCAACUUGGUAACUGAAACGCUGGUAACUCGGGUGUGACAUCAUUUUCACCUCGGACUUCUGACUUCCGGGGUAACUCGAACGCAGCAUAAGCCGUCCUUUGCUCACGCCUCCACGUGACAUGUACGUCAUCAUACUCACUUCCUUGUUGAUACUGAGAAGCUGAAGACUUACGGGACGCUAAACGCUCACAUUUACCAACAAAUAUCACCGCCGAAAUUUGUGCAAGUCAAUUUCCAGAUGUGUUACAUGAAAGCGGAGGUACACUCUUCUGCACUGACUGCAAUAUUGUGGUGCAACACUCGCGAAAUUCGUCGCUCGACAGACAGUUUUUAACCGCAAAACGCGCUGAAGGACAGCGUGAACAGCUGAAACUCAAAAGAGGACAAAUGGGACAAGUCACAUUGACAGAGGCUGAUGCAUCCAGAACAAUAGCGGAGGCUGACAGGGUCAAGGUAUGAAGGUAUGCACGGAUCUAAUCUUUAAAACAAUAUAAGAGAAGAAUAAAACACUUGUGGAUGCGUGCUUUCAUUUGUGUAUCAUCUAGUGUGUGUGUGUGAGGGAGUGUAUGUGAAAAAGUUCAAAAAAGGUCACAUAUGAAAAAAGUAACUGAUAUAAUAAUGUGAUACGAUACCACAUAAUUCAACACGAUGCAUAAAGACAUCUGUGGUUGUGAUUUUACACUAUCAAGAAGAAAGGUUAAGGUAUUUCUGGCCUUACAAUAUCAUUUCUAUAUAAAAAACGUUGCCUUUACAAAACAUGCAACUUUGACCAUAAUUGUCAAAUAUGCAGUAACCCACUUAGGUUGGUAUUUUCACUGUUUGAAUAUGUGGUGACCACUAAUGCCGUUAUUAAAGGGAUAUUCAGGCCAACCGCUUGCUUCUCUAGUUAUAACAACUGCCAAACAACAACUAUAGAGUGGCGUUUUGGUUGAGGUUUGUGUAUGGCUCCUCAGAAUGCUGUGAACUGCUAUUGUGUGGUCGUCACUAAAGUUGGUAUAACUAGAGAAGCAAGCGGUCGACAACAUUCAUCUCGAGAGGGAGUGUCUAACUCAGUGUUACGGUGUGUUUAACCCUAACUUAAUUUUACCCCAGAAUAUCCCUUUAAGUGGCUAAAGCUGUGUAAAGAGCAAUACAGUCAGUUUAAAUAUAAGACUUUUGCUCAGAAGUUUUGGUUAAACUAAAAGUCAUUUAAAAGUUCUUUCCCAGCUCCCUGUGUGACAUUGCUCUUACACAAUGAAUUCAGCUUGUUUAUGUAAUUAAUCUUCUGGAGCUGCUGUGUCACUUCAAGCCAAAUAGCCGUCUUUUUAUCUUCACCUAACAAAUUGAUUUGGUGUGAAACUCAAUCAAAUUGUAACAAUUUCACAUUGGAAACCACAUAGUCCAAGAGUUUAUUCAAUACAAAACACAAAGGGUGAGGACAUAUUGCCUGAAACUGGAUGAGGGUCAAAUUUAGCAAACAGUCCUAGCAAACAGUCUAAAGAAUAACAACAACAAAAAAACAUCAUCCUGAACUUUCUGUUUGAGGUAUUAGUUGAAUUUUUGUGAAAAGACAGCUCUGAGUCAUUUUGUAAAGAUCUGGCAAACAGAUAAUAUAACAAACCGUCAGCCCACACAUAGAAAAUCCCAAUGAUGCACCUUUUUAGAGGCAAAGCAAAGAACUUAAAUGGCUUCUUUAUUGUGUUUGUAGCACUGAGUGUAAAUUUAAUUGAACUCCAGGGUUCAAGUCAAAAUUGUCCAGAGGGAGGAAAACUGUUACUGCAGAUUACUUUAAAAGUGAAGGACAAAGUCUUGUGGAGGGUCUGAUAAGCCUUCAGACUGGACUAACUGGUUGGAUUUUCCUUAUCUCAGGGUUACCUGUAGUAGCACAGCACAUUGUGUGUGGGUGAUUAAGUAUUUUCAGUGGAUGCCUGUAGUGGAGGUCCACAUUUAACUCACAGACUGAUAUGUUAGUGUAGACAGUUUGUGGAAGAUUUCAUCAUUCCGACUAUAUUUUCAGUGCAAAGAACAAUUUCUGCUGCUCUUUUAGUUCAAGGUUGUAAAGAUGCUGUGAAGAUGAUAAGCAAAAGUGUUAGAAACUUGUUUUUUUCAACCAGUUUUGAGGUGAACUUACUGUUUAGAUCAGCAUUAGAUUGACGUUUAAGAGCAUCAUCUAAAAACCAUAACUACAUUUUAUUUACAGCAGGUUUUGGUGUAUCAUUUUACAACCUCAGAUCCUGAACAGGUGAGGUGUUGUUUUCUGGUUUGGCGCUGUCGCCUGCCGCUCUUCUUCCUGUGCCAUUUGGCCAGCUGCGGGGUCACCGUCUCUUCCCACAUAAAUGAUUAUGUAUUCCCUCCUGUGCAUCUGGGCAUGGCUUGUUUUUAAUGACAGCAUAUCAAAAUAAACAAAACAAACAUGGUACUGAAUGAUAAAAACACUCACAGGAAUGCUUUCUAAAUGUAAAAACAGUGGAACAGAGAGUCGGUGAGAAAUGUGAAGUGUCUCACCCCCUCAUUUGCAUGUCCAGCAGAGAUACACCUACAGACCUCUCUCUUUAAGUGUGCAUGCAUUUUUACAUUGGGUUAGCCCAAAGCAAUGCAGUGCAAUCAAUAAUCUUUAAUGCAAAUUGUAAAGCAAGAAAAUUAAUGCAUAAAGUACAUUAAGUAUAUAAAUAGAGGACCUCUACUUGCAGUACCUUUUUUUUGGGAAUCACUGAUUUAGAUAACUACCAACAGUGUCAAUUUAAAUGUAGGGCCUUAUUUACUUGUUAAAGGCAGGAUCUGAGGAAGUGCCAGUUUUUGGGAGAAAUCUUGAAUGUAAACUUGACCCCUCCCAACCAGUUUUCCCCUCAGCUCCUCCUCUCCCCUCCCUCUCUGCUCCAGCAAGCCCCGCCCACAAACAAGCGCUCCUGCUCGCUCGUAUCGUUCCAAUUAAAUUCAGAUAUAAUGCCGAUAGAUACUUCAGAUAAUUACAAAUGGGGCCCAGUCAAGGUGAAAGUAAACAGCAUUGGUGCUACUGUAGAUGCCAACAGACUACCAGCAAACACAAUGUUUGUAGGACGUCCACAACUAGGAUAAAGUGACAUAGUCCAGGACCCGAGGUCAACAGUUUAGCAGCGCUACAACACGCAGCAGGUCCGUUUGACAAGAAACACUUCUGUUAAAGACACUUGGCUUACUUUGUUAAAGAGGUUUACCUGUCCAGCAGAAAGGUUACAGGGUCCGUAAGAUCCCGAAGCGUCCCCCGUCAUUGUUUACCCGGCUUUUUUAGCUCUUGUCUGGUCCACCUCCUUUUUAAGCGCCCGUUAUUCCACCAGAGUCUCUGGUAUUUAGUUCAUUUUCUUGCUUGUGUUGGAAGUUGUGGCUAAAGGAGGAUUCAGACAAUUUUCCGAACUUUCUGGUUGGUUUCUACUGUCCGAUAUUGUAGCGCGCUAACUUUGUUUGGGCUCCUGAACGACACGGGGGAGCAGCGUCUGCCUCACAACCAAUCCGGUCGGGGGAGGCAGAGAAUGGCUUUGUUUACAGUCAGAAAGAGCGGGCCGCACAAAAAAUUUAAAUUGUGACUACACAGACAUAACAAAAAACAGUGAUAUUGUUAUAUUACCAAAUUUCAUCAAUAACUAAUAGCUAUUGACUGAUAUUAAAAGCUUUUUGUAUAUACACCGCAAAAAAAGAUGCUUCUGUAACGGAUUCCUGCCUACCCCACCUUUAAGGGAAUGUGGAUGAACUAAAUCAAGUCAAGCUGAGUCAAAUUAAUUUAUGAAGUGCCAUAAAACUUUAAAUAGUGUUUUUUUUUUUAUUAAUGUUAGGGAGAGAACUCACCCUGCCUUCAUUUGGGAGAGAUGGCCCGUUUAUUACUUUCUCAAAAAGUAUCUCACAGCCAAGCCCAGAGAAGAUAAUCUUAUAGUUUAUCUUAUUAUUUAUUAAGAGUCUGGUGUCUUUAUGGGCGAUGCUGUUGGAUGUGCGUCCUCUAACAGGAAAAAUGGUUGCAGAGAAGAAAUCUAUCAAGCUUGAUAGAUUUCCUUUGCUCACAACCUGAUGCUUUCGCAGGACAUCUUGAGAUGCUGAUAUCCACUUGCGUACUUUGAGCUCUUUCCCAUCAUUAGCUUUCUUUCCCUCAACAGCGGGCAGCCUGGCCUUUCUGUCAUCAAGCUUGGAAAGAAGCAGCAGAUCAGAUUUAAUUUUUUCACUUUUCUCUGUCUCUUUUUGGAUCAACCAAAUAACAAGUUGCAGCUGCUUCUCCAGAGUUUUCUUCAGCAAUUUUAAUAUCAGACAGCUUGAAUUUUAGAUCAUGCUUUUUGCUUUGUGCCUCCGUGUCAUCAGCAAAUGUCAGUGUGAUAGUCGAGUGAAUAUAAGCCACACACACACAAACACACACAUCCAACCAGAUAAACAUGAUUUAAAUCAGGCUUAUAUUUAUCAACACAUGUAGCAGCACCUGCUACCACAAGUGAAUCAAUAUUUAACAUUUACUCGAAGUGUACUAGUAGAUCUAAAAACAGUCGUAGUUGACCAUUCAUAAGGGAUUCAAUGUACAAACUAUGGCAGAUAUACUGAAUAGAAAAGGCGAGAGAAAACACAGAUAAUAGAAAUGUAAAAAGACAAAAUGUCUAUUUGAGGCAAGGGGAUGUAUAUUAGUAAGAUUUGAUGCAAGAAUCCAGCACAAGAGUCAAAGCCAAGAGGCCAUAAAAAUUAUGGUCACCUUUAAGUUUGAAAUUAGAUCAAGAAACUGCCAGAGGACUCAUGAGAGAGGAUCUAAGAGGGUUGUAUCAGGACUCAGAAGAAGGGAGGCCAAGGUAUUUGGAGCUUUAAUAACAAAUGACACAAUCCUGCUGUGAGUUUGAACCCAGAAGUAAGAAAAUGGGUAAAACUGUAUACAAAAAAAGCCCCAAAUCAGUUUAUGAAGAAAAUAUUUGUUAGGGAUGAAUAAAUACUGAUCUGAUUUUUGCCGUACAAAGAUAUCCUGUAAAAUAAUUUAGGUAUAGUCACAUUAACAGCACCCAUUGGUUUCUGAAGAGGGUUUAUGGUGGAUGCCACAUUAGAAAUGCAGACUCAAUUUGGGGGAGUUACAGCAAUAGUUUUCUCAGUAUCUUAAACCGGCUGUGUCCAUAAUUAUACCAAAUUAUGCAAAACAUUGAUUCUUGAUGUUAUCAUAAUGGAUGAGUUAUUAAAUAAAGAGCGAAGCCAUUAAGCACCAGGCUAUGAACAUGUUUAAUUCUGCUUUAAAAUAUGAAUUUUUUGGCUUUUAGAGCCAGCCUCAGGUUGAAACUCUCUGUACCGUAAUCUUUUUGCUCUGCUGCUCUUGAUUCACUGUUGAACAGCAGAGGCUCCCACUGGGUUGAAAGGUGUGCAUUUUAAUUUGGAUUAUUUUUAAUAGCUUGACCUUUGACCCCUUUCUCUGGCUCAUGUAAUGGUCUUUUAAUUGCAGGCGUACAAAAAGGGAAAUCUAAACAUCCCUCUGUGGUCAUUAGUGUAAAUCAAUGAACCUGAUGAUUAUCAUGAAAUUAAAGGUGUACUACAGCCACACACGGUGUAAUGAUUAACCUUAAUACAACCUUCCUGAGUGACCACCACUACCUUUUUCUCUUUUAUCUCCCGCUUCCUGUCUGUUUCACAAUAAAAGUAAUUAGAAAAAAAAGACUCUUGGCAAUUAAAUGUGGAGCUAAAAAGAGCAAUCUUGCGGAGAACCACGAUAACCAGAGUAGGCUCGGUGAGAGCUGUCGUUAGAAGGUCCAGAGGGCUUUCUGCCAUAAUUACCCAGGACUAAUUUCACAUUUUGAUCCCUCAGAGGGAAUUUCACACACUGCUCUCCAUCCUGUUUGUUUUCCUCAGCCUCAUGAGGUAUUGAUUGUUUGACCAUUGGUCUUCCCAAACCUUUUAAAUGCUGAUCUCCAGCUUCUUUAGGUCGACUCCUCAUUCAGGAGUAAAUUGCAUGCUGUCAGAUAUUCAAAAUCAGGUUAAGCCAAAGAGAGUGGGCUUCUAAAAACAAACAAAAAAUGCAAUGUAAUAUACAAUAAGCUGUUUUUAUUCAACAUCACAAUGCAUAUUUUCCUCGUGUUUGUUUUCUGGUCCAGGUACCGAUGAAGAUGCCAUUCUCAUGCUCCUGGCAGCACGCAGCAACGAUCAACGCCAGCAAAUCAAAGCAGCGUACAAAAAGGCGUAUGGAAAGGUGAGACGAGCCUCUGGGACAGUCAGCUGUCACUGUGAUGGAUGGUUGCAGAUCAAGUCAUCUUCUUUAUUCACUAGUAAAGCAACACCAAAGACAAAUACAAGCUGAAGUGAGCUUUACCUCUUCUAAAAUAAAUGCAUCAUUUCUUUUCUUAAAAACCAAAGAACAAGGUAAUAUUCUGUAUAUUUGCUCCUGUUGAAAAAUCAAACAGAACAACCAAAACCAAGACAGACUUAGUUUAUCUUUCAACACUUUCCAAUUCCCUCCUGUCGUACUUAAUCUCCCAGUCCCAAACCCGUUCAUUCCUAUAAAAGACAAGUCACAAAUAUAUCAUUUGCAAGGCAGGUGCUUUAGCAUUUAUUAAAAACUGCAGAUUCAUUUACAGCACAGGCUGAAUAAUUACUGAACAUGAUGUUGAAGAGCUGCAUUUUUUCCAGUGGCCAUUACAGGGCGACUCCAUUAGUCGCAGAAAGAGAGAAGAGUCCAACAGGAAGACCACGACAAUUUUGAUCCAUUUUCCCGAAGUUUAAAACCUCAAAACUGGAUUAAAUGCGUCUCUAAUAAAACAUGUGUAUUUUGUAAAUUGAGACCCCCGAGAUAUAAAUAAAGGGUGAAACAGGAUUUGGCUAGUGUGCAGUGUUGGCAAGUUGUGACUGUUGGCACCUUUCAUUCAGGAUCACCAGCUAAUAAAAUACACCACACUGAUAGAGAUGAUUUAAAUGGUCUUCAACGUUCACUGUGAAAAAAAAAGUAAUCGCAAACUUAGUUAGUUAUUUGAUUGACAUAUUUAAACAUUUCCCCACAUAACUUUGUUUAAAUGGCUGGAUCUAAAGGGAAAAAAAAGUAAAACUGAACAAUCUGCACAAGAAAGUAAAUCAAUAUUUUGAUUUGGAGUUGUUAAGCUGAUCUUUGUACAGUACUUUUCUACCUUAUUAGGGUAUGUGUCCACUGACAGUGUUUUUUUUGUGGUGGAAAUAUCCCCUCAACUCAGUAUAAGAGAGCUUCUCUUCUGCAAUUAUUGUUGAUGGCUCUUUCACAAACAUUGCAGUGACAGUGAACUUUAUUUUCAUAAUCUAAAAGGAACAACAUCCUGUCGAUUACUGAGAUAUACAAUGCUUGGGAAGGAUGGAGUUGUGUCUGCUUAUGCCCCUUUGAAGGUUUAUUUUGGACUUAAGUUUAAAUUCUUUAACACUUCAUUACAAUUACAAUUCAUUAGUAUUGUCAAAAUUAACCCACUUGACCAUUUUUUCUGCCAUUUGUUGUUGGUGAAGCUGGCAUCAUAAGUCCCUCCCCUUCUUAGUUUUGAGGGAGAAGAAACACUGACAAGCAUGAUGGUGUUCAGAAAGUUAAACUUUUUUCUACAGAGUUGUUGCAACAGAAAAACAGCUGACAAGAGUCCCCCUUAAGAUGCUGAGCUCUGAAAACGCUGACCUGUAUUGGUUUUAUCUUUGAAAAAAAAAAAAGGUGCUGCCAGUGCAAAAAAAAUGCCGUUAGUGGACACAGGUCCUCGUGUGUGCUGAACCUCUCAGAUUUAUUUGACAGGUGAUGUCUCUCAGGUUGAGAACUACUUGUCCAAAGCGCCUGUUACAGCAGCAACAACAAGAAACCGCUACUUACACAACGUUGCAUCAGUGCAAAAAAUCAAAUUAUAUCAUAUUUAUUAGGAAAGCAAUCCCAGCUGCCAUUUAAAUAUACAUCAAGCACUUUGACUCUCAAAUUUGCACUUAAUUUUCACCUGUUUUCUACAUUGGUCUGCUUUUGUUCUCCACUCACUCCUCAGCAGAUGCAUUAAUGCAUCUUCAGGUGACUCAGUCGUCUGAAACAUCAGGAUUCGGUGUCAUUAAGAAUCACGGCGACAGAGAUGACUCUCUCUUGAAAGGUUCAACAAAUCACUCAAGACAGAAUUAGUCACAAAAGCAGUGGAUAGACCACUUUCCCCGCAGUUUCCACAGAGUCUGGCGCUGUUAUUUUUUGAAGGCCGGCCCAUUAACACUUAACUGCUCUGUCACAUUGUCAAGUUACUUUAUGACCACCUGUGGAUUGAAAGCAGCAAGUUAAUUUGCUUUCUGUGUGGGUUACCGAACAACAUUCUGACCAAUGUAACUACUGCCUAAAAACGGAGGAAAGGGCUCGAUCGUAAAAAGACUCACUAGAUAAUUCAAAGUAUAGCUCUCUGAAUAUCUCUGAAAACUAUGGCACACAGAGGAGCGUAUUUUGCUUUUACCACUUCUUUAGCAUGCUAUAUAAUGUGAUAUAAAACACAGUGAUGGCCUUUUGCUGCUCAUUUGCAAUAAACUCUCUAAUGAGAAUCAGAGCCAGAACAUAAAGACAGAAUUUAACAUUUUAACAACAUUAUGUUAAAUCCCUGCAGACUGUGUUCUUGUUUCUCUGCGCAUCUUUUACACUUAUAAAUAACUCUCUGUUCUGUCUGCAAUGUAAUGCCACUUUUGACAAAAUGAUUCAGGGUAAUUAAUGACAAGAGCUUCAAAUGAAAUGAAAUGAAACUAGCAGCAGACUAUUGUGUGAGAGGAGAAAAUGAUUAUGUAGUCUAGAAAAGAGGGUCUCUCAGCCAUCAGGUUCUUAAAUUGAGCUGUAAAGUAGAUGAAUGUGUGGUCUAUCUGUAUAUCGAGGAGAACUCCCCACACCCACAUACAAACACAUAACUUAAAAAAAAAAUCAAACCUCAGCCCCAGUUACAAAGAUAUACGCCAUUACUCACCGUUUCAUUGAUUCAGGUCAUGCUGUCAGCACUGCCAUGAUGUAUGAUUCAUUACACAUGAAAAUCAAUGUAAAGGAAAUUGUUUGUGAUUAAUAGUUACCUGUUAAAUUAGCAGGUACUUGAAAUAAUAAUAAAAAAACAUUGUAUAAAACAUGUUUUAUGAUUUGUUUUUUUACAAUAUUUGCUCUGUAACAAAGAAGAAAUGCAGUUCAUAGAAAUACAGGGAGAAAAAAACCAACAUAAGGUGAUUCUAUUAGUUUGUUUGACUAAUGAUAUACUUUAGUUGUUGUCUACCACAAAAUGUGCAAUGCCAUUAUACAGAAAACCAUACUCAACUAUACUGAAAUCAAUCGUACUGACUUGUAGCAAUGUGUAAUUUUUUUUUGCUAAUUGUGUCCUGUCAGUGUGGCCAAAAAAAAAAAAAAUAGCUGAUUUCCCUUAAACCUAAAGCAGUCACACAGUGUAUUAACAUGUGGUUCAAGAAAUUAAUCAAUCACUUUAGUCCGACUGAAACCAGACUUUUAAAAUACAUGUAAAUAUGCUAGUUUAAUAAAUCAAAUUUCUCUUAAUCGGGCUAACACACCUUGAUAAUAUGGUUGGGGUUCAGCCAUAGACUAUAUUUAGGAUAGACGCCGUCUGCCUCCUUGCUGGGUGAAGCCACUUUGAGAACAGCAACCUCUGGUGACAGGCUGCAGUAUAGGUCAUAAAUUCAGCUUCCUCCAGCAAUCCCUAUGGAGCUAUGGACAAACUUUAUAAAUCAAUUACACAGAAUAUAAAUGCGUACAAUACUGCUGCACAAGUGGUAAUUCCAGGAAGUGGAGAAAAUCCCAGAAAUAAUUCUGCUUCAAAUUCGUAUAAUGACAGUAGGCAGAGCCAAGUUGUCCAUAGUAUAUAUACAGUCUAUGGGUUCAGCUUUCCCUUGCAUUAUAUGUCUCUGUAAAAGCUUCUUAAAUACAUUAUAGGUGGAGCUGGGUAAUGAACAAAACCUCGAUUGAAGUAUGUUGUAUCAUACCUACGUAUGAAAGGUACAGAGCUUUAACAUUGUCUGUGUCUUUGUCGACUGGUUGUAUUAUUAUGUGAGAUCAGAGGUCAAUCAGGAGACAGCCCUACUGUGGGCUGUAAAGGGGCACAUCACCACCUACCGUAUCAGAGGCAAACAGACUUUUGCCAAUAAAUCAAUUUUCACAUGAAAGGACAAUAGUGCAGUCAAAUCACCUGAUCAAUCUAUGACGCAACUUGGCUCAAUGUGGCUCAUCUUAAGUAAGGAUCCUAAAGUGUUUUGGCGUGUAGCACAAGUGUCAUCUUUAUUCUCCACCCAAACCAGUCGCCAUUUCUAUGCCCAGCGUCCACGUUAUGCACAUAACAAAUGACGUUCAAGGUUCAAAGACUGACAGAAGCUCUGAUCUGAAGAACAGGAUUCGAGAGCUGUCAAUCAGACCUCCUCUGAACAUAAAAAUAAUUAGUUAAAACUGAACAUCAUAGAAAACAUAAGGCGCUUGUGCAUAAAACGGCAUGAAAGAAUUAAUUUUCAAACACAGUGGCCAAAGGAUUCCUCAGGUUUUUAUGUUUUUGAUAAAAGAAAGCUGCGACUUGAGAUAUUUAGACUCUGCAUGAAUCACAAUCUUUCCUGAAUUUGCAAAAAAAAGGAAAAACAUCUGGCAGGAAAACUGAGACCUCACUACAUGACCUUUAAGUGAAUACAAACUGGGGCUCUGAUGAGUUAAGUUCCCUAUUUUGAACAUCGAGUAUCCACCUGAACUAUUACCAGGAGUCCCCAGCUCAAUACAAAAAUGCAGUUUUUGAUUCAUCAUGAAAAUAGUUGUCUGAGAACAUAAUCCAGAAAGUGAUAACUCGGUGAAAUGAAAACAGUCAGUGGAAACUUUAGGUUAGAUAUCUUAGUUUCCCAGAAAAUGUCAGUAAUGCAGUUUGUGAUUAAACUUUUCUUUAUCACACAUUUUUUCUUUAUACAUCACUAAAAAACCUUGAAGUUCUGCAGAUACAGACAAAGAAUGAGGUGAAAAUACUGUAAAAGUCAUUUGUCUGGUCCUUUUAAUGUUAAAGCCUUAAAAAGCUGCACAGUUAAGUUCAAUACAAUUUAACAGUUUAAUUGUUGGUCGUCAUUAAUCAUCUCUUCUCCUGCAGGACUUGGUCAGCGCUUUGAAAUCGGAGCUGGGUGGGCUGUUUGAGACUCUGAUCGUGGCCUUGAUGACCCCUCCGACUUUAUAUGAUGCGACUCAACUGCACAAGGCUAUCAAGGUAAGAGAGGGGGGUUUGCUGGAGAAGAUAAAGUCAAAUCUGCAGACAAGUGCCAUGAUAUUGUAGAUUUUAUCUUUGUGUUGUAUUUGGGUUCAUGGGCUUCAACUUAGCUGAACUUUUGACCUUUUUGCCCUGUUGAAUUGACUUUUUAUGGGACUUAUUAGUUUAAUUUGAACUUUUAUUCACACUACAGUUACCUGCACUUGUUAAGCAAAAAAAAUGGGGUCAUUGGGGGGACAAAAUUCUGCUAAAAAACAAAAGUUCAUCACAGGAUCAAAAAUAUAAGUCCAGUGCCUGUUUGUUUAUCUCAGCCUUAAUCAUACCGAUCAGCUUUUUCAGGUCGUGAAUUACAUGAUUGUCUGUAUUAUUAACUGAUGGUUAUAUAUAAUUCCUGUAUGUUUAUAUCCAUGUUAACACCCACAUACCCUUGGAAAACUACCUACAUAUUUGGCUUCAGACUUUUCCUGCUAGAAUAAACAUGAGUGAACUAAUAACAGUAAUGAAUGCCUCCUCUUCUUAACGCCAUGCCAGUGAGCUGUGAGCCAGCAUACACAAUAAAUGAGCCCUAGCACUGGCCCAUAUAAAUGGACCUCAAGCAUUAUUAAUGAUAUCAGUUACUCCUGUGAUCAACAAGUUCAAAUGUCUGCCAAUAGCAGGGCCAGUAUCGAGUUGAUAUUCCAUUUGAAAUUAAUCAUGCAGACAAAUCACACCGCUGUGAUAUAAACAUAUUUUUUCAGUCGCUGCUCUUAUUAUCUAAGCUUUCAGUCCUAAUGCUGUUGUUGUGCUCCUUGGGGUCUAUCCCAGCUGUCACUGGCCAGGGGCGCCGUACACCCUGGAUAGUUCAGUAGCCUUUUAACACUUUUAAGCAAAAAUGUACCUUAUUAUGAGGCAACUUUAGUUACAUUUAGCUGUUGCAACAGGCUGUAGGAGGAAGUUAUUUUCCAGUGAAUCAGUGUGGGCUGUUGUUUUGUUAAGUUCUUUGACCUCCAUGUAAAAUCAGGAAUCCAAUAAGUGUCUCAAAUUUAAGGGCCUCAUAAUUUGAAGAAAUGAGUGAGUCAUUUUGUUUGUGUUCAGCUGAUUCAGCCUCUUAAUCACAUUUUGAAAUGAGGAAAAUCAAAAUUCUCAGAAGUAAUAAAUCCAAAACAAAGACAAAGACACAAGCUAAUUAAUUUUAAAAUUAGAUUUGAGUUUGUUAAAGUGCCAGAUUCCUUCAGAGUUGUUUUGUCAGUCUUUUUCCUUUGAAUUUCUUUAAGUUGGAGCAUCGGAAUCAGAUCGGGUUUUAAGGAAAGUGGUCUUGGAAAUAUAAGUACACAAGAAAAAGCAGUUUAACAGAAGUACUAUGACUGUCUGCCCACCUUGAAUAAAAUAAGAUUAAAUUGUCAGGAAAAUAUGAAACUGUAAACAUAAAAUAUAAAAAAAAAUAGGUGCAAAGGUUGCAAUUCAAAGUGGUGCAUCCUUGCAGCAAGAUACUAGUUUGGUGAUGGUGUAAGUGCAAAUCUGGCAGUAUGUCAUCUUAUUAAGAUAGUGUUCAAUAAAAGAGAUAAGUCUUAAGUCCACCGUGCAUCCAGUGGUGCCCUCAGUGGUGCAUUCAUGUCUGCAAAAGUCCGAGAAAGGGUUCAAACCAGUUUGAGUUGGACCCAUGAGCCAGAUACAGACGAGGGACAUGUUUGCAAGAGGUUUAUUGAUGUAGGGUUUUAAGAUGGGGUUUGGAACAGGGACCAGUUGGCCGACUGAUUCUGAUGAACUUGUGCACAGGAGGAUAGAAGUAUCAAAGAGGCUUGCUUCCAAAUUACAUGAGUUAAGGCUGGACAGUGUGGAUUUGCACUGAGGCUGGCAGGAGGAGGCACUGGAAGAGAUGGAGGAGAGCACAAGAUUAGUCCACAGGAGACCAAACAAGAAAUCAAACAAUUACUCACUUGACAAUAGUUUUGAGAGCCAAGCUGCUGCUGGAAAAGCAGAGACAAUCUGGCAGCUCGCUGUGCGCGCCAAGGAGGGGUGUGAAGCUGCUGCUGAUUGGGGCUUGAUGGCUCGCAGCUGUGCCUGAUGAGAGCCUCAGAACAGAGUAACCACACCUCCACACUCUGAAACCAAAAGAACAUAAAGCGCAACACGAGGCCAGCAAACCAACUACUACUAAUAACAACCAAAACAGUCCACUGAAAAGAAAUAAGAGAAAUAAACACAGAGUCUAAACUGUGACAGCUUGAGUAAUUAAAAGAAUAUAAAAUGCCCCUCUACAUGCCCUUUGCAGUAUAUAAAACAUAAAUAAUAGCCCUCAAGAUGCCCUUCCUGUUUAUUAAAUGUGGAAAACAGCCAUUUGGAUGCCCUUCUAGUGUAUGAAGCUUUAAAAAAGUGCCCUCUUUGGAGCCUUUCCAGCUAGUAAAUGUUAAAAAAGUGCCUUACAGGUGCCCAUCAGGUACGUAAAUGCAAAAGACAGAGUUUUCUAAAUGUAAUUUUAGUGAAUAAAACAUUACAAAGAAUCUUUUAGAUGCAUGUCCAGUUUAUAAAACAUUAAAAGGAUGCAGCCUCUUUUCCCUUACUGUAGAGAAAAUGUGAAUUACGCCCCUCCAGUAAAAUCAACACAGAAAGUGCCAUCUGAAAACAAAGAUAAGGUGCCUUUUUGGUAAUUCAAUUUUAUUGUAUGUUUGGUUGACAUGUUUGAGAACAAAGUUUAAUAUUCCAAAUCUUACUGACUGAGCUUCAUGGAGGAAGUAACAUUCACCUUUUAAUCAUCUCAUUAUUUUUUUCCUAAUUUUGUUUUUGUCUUUUAUCUCAUUAAAUUUCUUCCACUUGAUGUUGCAGAGAUGAACACAUUUCAUAUUGUGCAGUGUUUUUUCAGUAACUUGGUCUUAUGACUGUGUUAUUUUUAAUGUGUGCUAUUGUUCGUGAACCUGAUCCACGUUUUAAUUAACUGGGCUCUGUUUUGGUCUCUCAUUCACCUGUCUGCUAUUCUUCUGAAAACCAGACCAAUAGAUUUGAACAGUACAGGAAUCAUAACCUCCUCGGUUUAUUGAAAUUUAUUCCAGAUUUAUUGAUUGAAGUCAGUUAGGUGCAAAUGUCAUGUUGUUGCUGCUGAAGUCAAUGUGAAAUAUAAUACUGGAAUCACAUUAUUAAUACCAAGAUGUUCAAUACAGCCCUUGUCCUGCAUAAUGAAAAUCAUACUACAUCAGGUGUUAUUUUCAUACAUUAUUAACUUUGCCUUUAAAUCUAUCUGAGGCCAGAGGUGCCUGUUUUCUAUUAUGUAUUAUGUCUUUUAUUCACAGUAAUGAUUCUCCCUCUCUAUUCUUUCACCGCGUCUUUAAUGUGACUCAUGUGAAUAAGGUUGUUUCACACACUAUAGAAAGUCUGGGCACACAUAAUAAUAGGUGCUGUAGGCUUAGAUCCAUUAGCUAAUCUCCUUUUAUCGCUUCGAUAUUCAGACUUUUUGUCUUAAGUCUGGCAUGUAUACCUCUGCUGAUCUUUAUGUUUCUCUGAAGGCUCAUAAAGUUUGAAGGAAGUUUGCCUGAGGAGAAAAAAGGUUCAGCAAACUCUUAAUCCUCUAAUAGGCUACAGAUGGAUUUUUUCUACUCUUAUUACAAUUUAAUCACAUUUACAUUUGCAGUACGAGAGUGAAAUGAAAUGGUCAAUCAAAGUGAAGGCAAAACAUUAGAGACUUGGCCUCAACAUUCCCAUCACACCUAGAGCUCCAUUGUAGAUGUGUACGUCAGAUAUAUUUUACUAGAAGGUUAAUUACAGCAGAGCGAGCUCAUUUUCUUUUAAGUAUGGCUGAACCCUGAAGCUUAUUCACUUCAGCAGGCUGGGUUUAUUCUCUAAUGUCACGCCUUUUUAGUGUGUCAACCAAUUCUUUAUGACAUUUUUUAGCUUUUUUCUCUUUAUCAACCAUGAGAUGAGCAUAAUAACAAAAGAUAAGAUUGCUUUGAGGACAGGCAGCCACACAAAGCCUUGUUCCUACAUAUUGGGUUCAGCCACAUAUUGUGUUUUCCUUCCCAGGGCGCCGGGACUGAUGACGACGUGCUGAUUGAGAUCCUGGCCUCCAGGACUGGAGAACAGAUUAAAGAUAUCGUCAAAGUCUACAAGAAAGGUGACUUUUCCAGCGGUGAAAGAGAGAUGUGUUUACUUGAAAAUGCACCGUGAAUCUGAUGCUGUUUAGUCGUUUAAGAUGGUCAAAUAUGACUUAAACUAACCCAAACAACCUUUUUGAGAGAGUAAAUAGAUUUUAAAGAAUAUUGAGGACAGCAAAAGACAACAUCCAUGCUUCUUUGGAGAGGUAGCACCUUGAGAUGCCAACCAACAACAUGCUGUAUAAGCUUUAUCAGCCAAAGACUGUCCCCCCAAAAUGGAAAUAGACAUUUUGAGAUACCCUUCAUAACGCCAAGUAUUUUAACCCUUGUCAUCUUUUCUUUUUCUGAGCCAUUUAGACAACAUGAUUGAGACUCAUUAGUGCAGCUCUGUCAAACACAGGAAGCCAUAUCCUAAAACCUGCUUUAUCUAUUUCUUUACCCCAUACACUGUGUCUUUUGAACCAAUCAAAACCCCCAACCCUGAAUAACUACACUUAUCAAGCUCUAAACAUGGAGUAUAACUGAAGCAGAUGAAAAUACCAUUAGGUUUGCUGGUAUUUGGCAGGUGGCAACCACAAGAUUUGAGAAAUCAAGCAAAUGCAGAGGUGCUUAAACUGCUGUUCCUCAAGUGUCCACUUGGGGCUGGUUGCAAAGCCCCAGAAAGCCACAUAUGCUCCCAUUCUAAAAAGCCCAUCUUUAUUAUUACAACAUAAAGUAAACAUGAUUACAAGCUUGUACAAAAUAUUUGGCCCGAAUUGCCCAUAUCUUUAACUUUACACAGUCUGGUGGGUGAAUUGUUUUAUGAAUCAAUUUUUAAAGAUAUGAAGUGUAUGAAUUUGUUGUUUGGCUUACGACCCACCUAGACUCCAUCUCUGUCUCUCUUGCUAGGUUGAUCAAAAAUUGAGGUUGAGACAGUAUUGCCAACAUGCAAUCACCAUCUAUAAGCUUAAAAACUGUGCUUUAGAAACUAACGACUGAGACUUUGUCCAUGUUUUAUACGAUCUAUGAUAUUUGGUCAUCAGUUCAAAUGUUGCCCUGAUGAUGGUGGUAAAUGGAAAGUAAGAAUGUGACAAUCUGCAUCAAAUAUCAUGGCAAUCUUUUUUGCUGUAAUUGAAAUAUUUUCAUUAGAUUUGAAGUUGUAGGCUCACCAAACUCACUGGAACUUUUCCUUCAAAGUCCUCAAUAAACAUCGACAAUCCACCCAACUGUUGUCAGGAUAUUUCAAUCAUUACAAACCGACAUAGUCAUUCUUUGAUCAAUGCUGCAGCUUGAGAAAAGUGAUGAUACUGUGUGUUUUAAAUACAGAUUUCAGUUCAGUGCAUCAGAGAUAUACUGCAAUAUGAUAAUGUUUUUACUCUGAGCAAAGGUGCUUUCUAGUUCCUGAGUCAGUCUGCCUUGGUAGGUUUGAGAAGACGAUUUGAAUGCAAAACUGAACCUUAACUUUUUCUUGUAAAGCAUUCAUCAAAAUGUGAAACUUUCUUUUUGAGAUUCAUUGCAGUAUCACAUGAAUACUUGAAAUUUUCUUGCACUUCAAGCGAGUGUGGCCUUCUUUAGGGAGAGCAUCAUUCAUUGUAGACCUCUAAAAUGAACUUGCUGCGGAUAGUUUCAACACAAGGGAAAAAAAUAUGGUUUUAUCUUCAAGGAAGGAGGAAAAAAUAAAGGAUCUGUAAUGUGUUAAAGGCUUACCACAACUCUGAACUAUAAAUAUGAACCCUGUUUAUAAUUAAAGACAAUCUCCCAAGUGCACUGUUCAUAUGCUGUAUGAGCCUUUGGUUUCUAACCGUAGCAGUGAAGAAUCUAUCUCAAUGCCUGCAUAAAUCAUUGAAAUGAUUAUUACAUACCAGUGUUUAAACUCCUACAAACCUCUGUGGAAAAUCUGCAAUGACACAGGCUCAGAGGGCCAAAGGCAACAAGUCCGCUUUAUUUGAUCUGGGAAAAAGAGAAGGCCACGCUGUCUUUUAGCCCUCUAAUCAAAUCUCUGCUGUCGGAGAUCCUCCGGCAGAGCAAAGGAUGGCUCUGGAGGGUCGAUUGCAACCAUUAGAGACUUUUCCAAGCUGGAAAUGUGAGCAAUCCUCUGUCCCUCUUCUCAUCUUUCUCUUAGAGUUCAGCAGCAAGUUGGAGAAAGAUAUCUGCGGUGACACCUCCGGGCACUAUCAGAAACUACUGGUGAUCCUCCUGCAGGUAGAGAGAGAGGGGGGCUUGUGUUUCCUGUACUGAUAAUGAGAGCCUGUGGUGAUGCCAUUAUAAAGUCAUGAGAGGUUUGGGUGUGUGUUGACGAGGGGGAAAAGAGGAGGGGGAGUACUGCAAGAUGCACUGUUGUAGGCUCACAGGCAGAAAUAUUAUCUUUGUGUUUCUGGGACACUAGGCAGAUAAUGUAAUCUUCAGGGGUUACCUGGGCUGACAGAGGCUCAGAGCGGGUCUGAGCUCACCGUGUUUCCAUCCUUACUGACCUACUUUUACUCACUGUUUGUCAACCUAUCUCUCUGUUUGUCUACCUGUCCAUCCAUGAAGGGGAGCAGGGAGGAGGGAGUGGACGAGGCAAAGAUCGAGAAAGACGCCAAGGUAAGAUGGGAGAACAUGAGGAAAACAUAUGGCUAUGAAUAGGGGCACAUUUCAACCAAUUUUAGGGUCACUUCCUACUAUCCAAGAUGAAACCCCCACUGCAAAGAAGAUGUUCAUCCCUCCCUUGUGUCAUUAUAAUUUUUCAACAGAUUAAAGUGAUAAUGUUGACCAAAAUUAGCAACAAAUACAAAAAUAUAUUCUUUCCCUGCGAGGACCUAUAACUCCCUGGAGUUUUACUGGUUGCCUGGCAACUACUUAUAGCCAAAGUCUGUUUUGAGACAUAGACCUACAUACAACAUACUGUAUAGUGAGAACUUAUGAAUUCUUUGAGCUGCAUUAAUGCUAAUUUUGUAACCAAUGAAGGAGUAAGCGGUUAAAUCCUGUUAAGGUUUAAGGGCCUGUGUCCACUAACAGCUUUUUUGGUGUCAGCUGUUGUUUUGUUGAUGCUCUUAGUUGAAAAUAGUCCAACUGUUACUUGUUUCUCACUAACCAAUCAAAACCAGGAUGAGACAGGACUUCUGAUACGAACUUUGUUGACAUUACUGGCAGAGAUUAGCUAAUAAGCCAGACUUGUGUUUUCUCUAAGUCCAGUUUCUAGGUUUUGAACAGCUGCCAAUGACGAGACACAAUCCUGUUGUUUUAAUGGUCACUACACUAACUGUGACAAUCAGGACCAAUGUCAAUAGUUUUUCAGAUACUUAUAGUGAUAUCAAUGAUGGUUAAAAUUCAGCUAAAUACUUAUACCAAUACUUUUUGCAAGUUUCUGCAUUUGAUGUAUUGAUUAGUCAGUCUGUUGCUGAUCUUUCUCAGAGACUGUGUUAAUAUUCCCACCACAGCAUUUUCUCUCAUAUUUGAAAUUAUCAGUUUGUCCAGCUGGAGGAAUUUAGGUCAUUGGCAAUGUCAUGCAGCCCCCAUGCUGUGAGAGCCAUAAGUGGGCACAGGCCCUUAAAUUCAAAGCUUACUGGCUAAUGACUGUAGCCUUGAGUGCAACAGACAGACAUGAGAGUCUUUGUAUUCAACUGUACACCAUUUAAAGCAAACAUGACAAUUCUUUGACUCAAGUUUAAGGUGGGUUUUUCCUUAUGAUACAUCUUUCAAAAAGUGGGAUCAUCUCACAGUAAUGUGCUUAGAGAGUGUACGGCUUCUAAUCUGUAAAGCCAGAGUACCUCCCUCCAUGACUGCGACCAGAUGUCACUCACUGCAACAGUGCCAGGAGAUGAAAGAUGGAGAGACUGGAGCAAAGUUGCAGAAAAGUGGGACAAGUUAACAAACAUCUCAGGGUUGCCUAUGGUUUAUUCCUCAGUUUGUCAAACUGCACCUCUAAAAUUAUUUUAAAAACCACAGUCAGAGGAGAACAAAAUAUUAAAAACACCUGUCAGUUUAUUGCACUCCAGUACACUAUUGACACGCAAUUUCAAAACUAGUUUUAAAGAACAACUACCGCCUGUCAGACGUGUGAACAGUAAAUGCAGAAGCUUUGUUAAAGUAGAGUUAAUGAUAGAGCUGUUGCAAUGGGUUGGGGUAGUUUGCAAAGGUGUUCAUUAUGUUAUAAUGGGUCGAUGUAUGUAAAAAGAUAAGUCAGUGUAAGAAUGCAAACCUUCAGGGUGAUAAUAAACUCAAAAGGGUUAUUACUUUUCUGUGAUGAUCCAACAAGUUCAGUAACAAAAGAUCAGCAAGUCUUACAAAAGAAGGACCUGAAAUUCUCCUCACUUUGACAAAGAGAAACGAAGUGAAAAAUACUUUUCUUUGCAGUUUUGACAAAGUACAAGGUCCUACACACUCUCUGAUUUCUUCUCCUCCUGUUUGUUUCAGUGAAUCAUGUCUCUUCAAGGUCGUUGUGCAUGUGUGAAUGUUCAAUCUGCCAUUGCAGGACUUGUAUGCCGCCGGGGAGGGCAAGUUUGGCACAGACGAAGAAAAAUUUAUCACAAUCCUUGGCAACAGGAGCGCGGAGCAUCUCAGGAAAGGUGAGUCAGUGAGAGUCUGUCGAUGCCAGAGUGUUUCAAGGAUAUGAUGUAUGAAUGCUGAAUAAGAGAGAAGGUUAGAGACGACAUACUGACACUAUCCAUUCAUGUACAGGCUUACUGUGUCACCUAAAUUAUUCAGCUUUUAAAAGGUCUCUUACAAGUCAGAUAAUACAUGCAGUAUUUCAGACAUUAUUCUUGAGAUACUUUCACAGGUAACGAGAGACUUUUAGUAAAAAAGUUGAGGUGUACAGAGACAUCGCAUUAGUGCCAUCUUCUUCAACGAGAAACUUUACCUUUCUCUCAGUCUGUAUUCAGAGAGGUAAUCAAAAGCAGGCUGAGAUUUUAGAAGCAGAUCACAACCCCAGAAGGGGAAAACAGUAGCAGUUCUCUGCUGACUUUCUACGAUGUGAAGGUGCAUUUUUGUCAGUUUUGUUUGGUAUGAAUCAAGUAAAAAUGCCCCACAGCUGUUAUGAAGAAGGUUACACUUCAAAGAAACCAAAGAUGAGUUUCCGUAAGUAUCCAAACAGAAAAGCUAAGCCAUCAUGAGACAAAGGUAAACUUAGAAAUAAAGUAUGAGGCACCGUCAGCGUGAUUAUGGAAACUUGUUGGGUUUUGGCAUCCAGAAAUGAAGCCACACAAACUGAGGAGAGCCACAAGAGCUCUGUGGGGAGAGUUUGAGAUUAAAAAAUGUCCCUUCUUAGCGGUAGCAGAAUAAAUCCUGAUGGUGGUGGCUGAUGAUUUGCCGAGCCCCAGAUGACUUGAUGGCUGGAGAUUCUGCGAAAGAUGGGGCGAUGGUGGGGAGGUGCAGGGAGCAUGUAUUGUCAGGCUGAAAGAACCAAAGACGCAAUUAUACUCCAAAAACGAGCCGAGAAAUUAUAGGCCAACGAUGAAGGAGUGACACCAUGCUAUUAGAAAGAUGGACCAGCUGAUGAAACAGCUGAUUCACCCAUGACAGCUCAGACAAUAUGAGCGCCUGCACGGACGUGAGUAUUCCAGUUAUUAGCUGGUGAUGUUAACAUGCCCACAGAGGAACCUGGUUAUUCAUGUUCUAGUUGAGUCAUAAACGCUUGUAUCCUGGUUUACUGCGUCUUACUUGCAAGCACCUGUUAGGCUUACGCAACACCAACUGUGGCAGAUUUUACAGUAGAGGAAAAUUAGAUCAUUGUGGCUGAUUCAGGCUCGGCACGAUUAGUAAUGUAAAUUCCCUUUUAAAUAUGUUUUGUUUCCAAAAGUCAAAAUCCAGUUUCUUUUUCAUGGCACAUGUGUUUCUUCAUCUGAAACAUCAUUUGGCUGAGGUAGUCAAAAGCUGACAGGAACUAGGUUUAGGCAUAUAUAUGUUACAGCAUCCUUGUUUUCUUUCAGGGUUCUCAGGGUAGCAAUAUCAGCUCUCUUAAAACUGGAAUCUGUUUUUUUUUCUGAAACCAGAAUAUGAUUUUUUUUGUGCACAGAGACAAAAAAGGGUGCAUAAAAUCCUCAAUCAAAACUGGCAUACUAAAGUCUAUGUAAAUCACUCAGUGACAGCAGGAAGAGAGUGAGUGAGUGAGUGAGUGAGUGAGUGAGUGAGUGAGUGAGUGAGUGAGUGAGCAUGCAUGAGUGGGACAAAUGAGAACUCGAGUGUGAAUGCAAAUGCAGUCUUCCAGGCUGAACUGAAUCUGGAGCUUCAUUCAGCUUCUGUCCAUUCAGUGAGAUCAUCUCUCCGAGGAAGCGAAACAGUGAGAACUUUCCCCUCAUUAUAGACAUUUUGACCUCGAAUAACUCAGGAGUUUCAAUAACUGUAUGUUUUACAGUCAUAAAAAUCCAUCUAAAGCCAUGAUGCCUGCUAGACUGUUAUGUCAACCCUGAAGCUCUUUUUCACUACUGCUUUUAAAAUGAGCAGAUUCAUGUACAGGAGAUAUUCUGUCCAUUCACAAAUCUUCAAAUUUACGCACGUCCCUGGAAGCAGCAAAACAAAACAGCAAUAUUUAAGAAGGGUAGAGUCGAAAGGUGUGAGAAAGAUCGAACUUGUCCAAACAAAACGACGCUUUAACCCACAAGUUGAGAGUAUGAGAGGAAGCAGAGAAAACCUCAGUUUGUAGGCGUGUGAUAAACAACAACCACAAACUCAGCAGCAGUCCUGAGGGCGAAAUCUGCUCUGCUGCAAAGAGAGGUCAGAGGGGAAAUGGCAUGACCUGCUUUUGGUAACAAAAGACGCUCACAACAAGCGUCAGGCAACAGGUGAGAUGAACAUCCUCAGGUAUCAUAACUAUGUGAAAGUGUGGGGCUCCAUAAUGUUAUAGAGGCCUCUUAACUCUUUUAGUAUGUGUGCCGUCGACACAACAAGGUACCAUUACUGACCCAAUUGUAGCAGCAUUUUUAAAGCUGAGGAGGGUUUGCUCCACUCUCCAAGAGGACAUUAACAAUUUUAUUGUGUUUUUAUGGUUCUCUGUAGUGUUUGAUGCCUAUAAAAAGAUCUCUGGCUCAGAUAUCGAGGACAGCGUUAAAGGAGAAACUACGGGGAAUCUGGAAAACUUACUACUCGCCGUUGGUAAGACCUGUGAUUCAUCAGGACGAUACUCUACUCUAAAUCUUUGUUUUUGAGAUGCAUGAAAGAAUGACACAAAGACUAUAAAAACACUUGACAGAAAGAAGAAAUCAAUGCUAAUAUGAUGUCAGAUUACCUUGACAAGGAUGCAGUAGUACACAGAAGCCUCCCUCGGCCUUGUGCUCUUUAUCUCCGCAGUGAGAUGUGUCAGGAGUGUGCCAGACUUUUUCGCUGAAGGCCUUUAUAAAUCAAUGAGGGUAGGUGUCAGCGUGCCACUGCAGCUCUUUAAGCUUCCUCAUAUUUCAAAAUUGUGUGUUGAUUUUUGCUUGUGGGUGUUUUUUUUUCUUUUGCGUGGGUUUUAAUCCCAAAAUGAGACUUGAUGCACCAACAAAAACAAUGCCUGGCUAAACCAAAACUUAAAGUUUUCACACUUUUGAGCAGAAUUCACGUCUUCUUUUUCCCUCCAAGGAUCCAGGUUUGCUCUCAGACAUUUCUCAGACACAGUUAAACCUGUAUUCUCUCAUUGUUGACAAUCUGAUGAGAUCACAGAAAAAUAUAAAUUAAUGUGUUUUGACUUUUGAAUGAAUUUUUCCUACCAGAUUUCAUUUUGAUACAGCUUGUUACUCUACAGAUAAUACCAGGUAAACCAUCAAGUGAAUCAUCACUCUAUCUGACAGAACAAAAUGUCAGUCUGCAUUAAUUUUUUUGGUAAUUUGUGUUUUGCAAAGCUCUGUGGUUCAGGCAGGAAAGAUCAAAAGAGUUUCUUUAAGACGUUAAAAGUGACAAAUUUCCGAAUAAACCCCCCCCCCCCAAAAAAAAAAACAUUGUUCAGAAGUCAGUCUGCACAGUACGUACGAGAAAAAGUAGCAUCCUUCUACAACAAAGCCAGUUGUAUUUUUGUAGGACACAUUUUUAAAGAGUAAGUUUCUCUUUCUGGUGUGGAAAGUGGAAUUAAAUGUAAUUUUGCAGACUGUUGACUUCAGCUGUCAAAGGAAAUUCAUUUUGUUUAGCGUGCCGGGACUGAUGACGACACCCUGAUGAGGAUAAUGGUGUCCAGAAGUGAGGAGGACAUGUUGGACAUCAGAGCCAGCUUCAAAAAGAAAUACGGAGCGUCCCUGUACACCACGAUCCAGGUACUACUCAUUCAUCACGUCUCGUCAGCGUUUCUGUAUCCUUCAUUGUAUUUGAGGAAAUGUCCCAAUCCUUCUGAAGAUGAAUUUUCCUCACAUCUAUCUGCUUGGUAUUCUAAACAGACUCAUCUGUGUCUCCGCAUGCUUAAAAGCACCAGCUGCGUGUACAUUGGCCAUGCUGCUUAUACACCAUUCAUGUCAUUGCAGUGAUGGAGAGAUUAGUGAUCUGCUUUGAACGCCUGGUUCAGCUUGAUGAAACUGCUUCUCUGCCUUUUGCUCAAAGUGGAGUGAAUUGAUCUUUUCUCAGGAGGCCAGAUGUUCAGGCAAGAGUUACUUCCAUCCAGUAGAGCUACCAAAUGGCCAAUGGAGAGUAGAUACUCAAAGAUUAUAUGAAAUACAUCUAAUGAAUAUGCUUAAAUAUAGGAUAUAUGCUUCUUUACAGUCCAUCUAUAUUUAUCAAAGAGAUUAUUAAAGCCUCCGUUAUAGAAGUAUGAAUUUAUUAUGACUUUGGUUGAAUUUUUCAUGGUCGUUGGGUUUAUUCAAAGCCAAUAUAUGACAUUUAAUGUAAAUAAUAAAGGUAAUUUAUGGCUGCAGUCCAUUUAGGAUUCCACCUCGGUGUCUCUAGUUUUACUCUUACUAGUUGCAGUGAAGGAAAAACUGAAAAUUGGAGAGUUAAAACUGAAUAUUAGUACGAACACAUAUUUUUCAUUAAGGUGGGGAACUACAGGUAUUUGGUAUGUGGCUAAACUGAUUCAUAAAAUGCCUCACACACACCAAAAAGUGGGAAAACUCCACUUGGACUGUAUAAAAGUAAACAGUAUGGACAGUCUUAGUAAAAUCACUUGAUUAGUUUUUGAAGAGGUGUUAUGACCCCGAAUUUGAGAGUCAGUAUACUGGGAGUGCACAUACAACCCCAGCUUCAACUUUGUUAAAUGCAUGAAUCUACCAGAGUGCGCACAUGUUGUGAAAUGGGCAUUUUAACAUAGCUGUAAUGUGGGUUUCCUGGGAUGUAGGAACCAUCCUCCUGUGGACACUUUAGGGACUCCAGAUUUUUGCACUCCAAGAUUAACUUCGUCUUUCAGCAACAGAGGCGUCCCUUUUGUGUGGACGCCAUCAAACUCAUGUUAGAUCCCUGAAACCAGACCCAAAGGUGGCACCAUUUCUAUCCAAUUAACACAGUUUAUGGUCUGAUUCAUUCUGUUAGAAAAGUGUAAUGCCUCUAAUAUUUUAUUCCAGGGUAUUUGUCCACUGAAACUGUACCGUGGACUUAAUCCCUCUCGCCUCUCUGCAUAGUGUUUGUGUUUGAGUUUCUUUGGUGGCUUUUCUCCACCGAAGGAAAUGGAGAGAAAUAAUAAACCUCCAUGGAAGCCUUAAAAAUGGGAGAGUGUCAGUUGACCCUGUGUGCAGCUAGAGAUGCCCUGUCAACACUUUUACAUUCACUCCUAUUUUAAUGAUGGCCUUUUGGGGGAAAAAAAAAACACCUUCUGUGCCACAGGCGGUUUUCCCACAGUGGAACCACAAUGAUAUGGCCACUGGGUAAAGUUAAAGUAAGGCUUGGUGACAGCACCUUAUUCCAAUCUUUACAGUUAAUUCAAUGUGACCCCUCCCAAGUGAGUACAAUGAGUUUAUUUUUUCUGUUUUAUUACAUUCUCUUGAAACUGAAUGCAGUGUUAGAGGGGGUGUCUGUUGGGUUGACUCCAAAGAAAAGCUGCACAAAUUUAGUCGCUAAUGCUCACUAAUCUGUUUCAUUGCCCAAAAUAAAUCCGUUGUAAUAGUUAUUAGGGUUGAUUUAGUAGUGUCUCAUUCUUGAAAUUGGCUUUCUCAUUGAUGUAAACAACACUGCAGUGAUUGAAUACCGUAUUUUUUGCACUAUAAGGGGCACUUAAAAUCCUUUUGGCUUGUCGGAGCACUGCAGCUACCGUAGCCUCACGGAGUUGGUGACUGUUUUGUUUGGCUUAAUGCGCUUAUGUAUGAAAAUAGACAUGUUCAUUGAUGGUGCGCCUUAUAGUGCGAAAAAUAUGGUAUUCUUAAGACGACUCAACAACCAAAACAAGUUGGGUACAUUUUGUUCGCAUUUACGGAGCUAGUUUAGCGUAAAUGCGUUGCUAGAAAACCAUAAACAAAACCUCGACAGAAUCAGAAGAGAUGUUAAAAGAAAUGAAGCUGUUAUAUCAUACACAAGGAUAAAAAUACAGAUCUGUAAAGUUGUCGUGUUUUCAUCAUUUGACAAACAACCCGUCAGCCUCUUGCGAACACGUUUAACGAUUGUUUUGGUAUGUGACCAGUUAGGUCAACUGGGAGAUGCCCUGUAGUAGUCAAUGAAUUAAUUGUAGCCCAUUGCUUGUCGUGUAGUAGUAAAAAAUAAAAUCACAUAACCAAUGUAAAUGCAUGUAAAUAAACUGUAUGAUCGCCUUUUUGGUGUGACAGGUAGCUUAUAUGAAUGAUAAGCUGGGCUAGCUAAGCAACAGAAACACACUGGGACCUCAAGUGUGCCUUCAGAGAGAUUGACUGAAACAGGAACAGCCUUAGUAAUGAAUUUGAUGGACACAUCAUCGACGAAUAAAGAAAAAUCAGUGUUUCAAGCAUGGUGCACAUUUUGAUCGGUUUAAAUGAAACGAGGACAAGCGGUGUUCAAAAAGCGGGACACAUUUAGUUUUAAUGUCUGUUGGGAAUGGAGAAGCAAAGCUCAAAAACAGGAUUGGAGAGUAGGAUGAUCAACCCUAACUUCGGACUUCCUCAGGACUUUAUUGAUCAUUUCCAGUAAUAUGAAUCCAGCUCAUAUGAAGGAAUUGGCCUCAUUUCGUUGCGUCGUAAGUGAGCUUACUGAUAAAAGCAGUGAAGUCAGCUAAAGGGUGAGAGUGUUGGGAUUCUUGACAAUGCUGUGUUACAUUAAUUUGGCACUUUAACAAUUUUGUCGAGAGCGAUGGUGACAACAGCAACGGUUCAGAGGUUUAUUGUCUCGCUCAAGGACGAACUCUCUACAACAUGUGGAGAGGAGGAGCAGGCUGUGUGCCCGCCUGCACUUCACCAGCCCACAUGCAUGAAAAGAGACAGUGUGCUGUAUAAGUGUCAUUGGGAAAAAUACCAAACACAAGUAGGACAUUUAGAGUUAUUUAUUGCUGAGACGAAAAAAGAACAAACUGACUACAUGUUUUCCCUGAAAGUUGAAAAGAAAUGAAAGAAACUGAUUUAUUGCUUUACUGCAAAAAUCGAUUCAGGAAACGAAAAAGGAAAGCUGAUUUUUUAAAGUUUAAUAAAAUAUUUACUCAUCUGUUGUUUUUGCAGGAGGACACAGGUGGGGACUACCAGAAGGCUCUGCUCUACCUCUGUGGUGGGAAUGAUUAA
This is a messenger RNA of Xyrichtys novacula (pearly razorfish), 28184 nucleotides long. The record is from the annotation of a GenBank genome assembly. Lineage: Eukaryota; Metazoa; Chordata; Actinopteri; Labriformes; Labridae.